Messenger RNA from Photinus pyralis (common eastern firefly), 2189 nucleotides. RefSeq lists its product as uncharacterized. Bases 613 to 2037 code for a protein of 474 amino acids. The record is from RefSeq and is a predicted model, not a curated record. Lineage: Eukaryota; Metazoa; Arthropoda; Insecta; Coleoptera; Lampyridae. The transcript is spliced from 7 exons.
UUAAAUUGCUUGGGAGGAAUCCCUCCACAGUUUCCAACGUGUAAGGGAAACGUACCUACUACUCCCACACUUAUUAAUACAUUCUGAAUCGGCACGUGCAUUUGAUUAAUUGAACUCAAAAAGAUUGAAACCUUCAACAGAAGAUUGCUCACGGCAUCCAUCUUGACAAGUCAUAUUUUAAUCUCAAUUCAAAUCCCUUAGAAUCAAAUUUGCAUUCGCACGAUGUAUGAAAAUGCUUUUUUUUCCUGCUCCAAAGUGAGCUUGUCGGGUUGGGGAUGAAAUAAAUCAAGCGAAAAGUGCGCUAGGUUUUUCGAGGACGCGCGGAGAACCCCGGCCGUGGGCGUCUGUCUACAUGAAAUUUAUAGCCGUCGUAAUCGCCCCUAAAUUAUGAAUCAAAGCUUAAUCGAGCAAUGGCCAUAACGCAAUAGUCAUUUACUAAGUAAAUCUUGCACGUCAAUAAAAAUGGAGCGAAAUAAUCCUUCUCUUUUCAGCGGCGUGGCCGUUACAGAGCGCUUUUGCGUACUGCGCCUUCGACGAGGGCAUAAACGCUUCAGCGCAUCGGAGCAAUUUUCAGAUGAAAUUCAGUAGCUUGUAGCUAACAGACAGAUCAAGAUGCCCUCAAAGUUGGCAUGGCUAGGGGUUAUUUCAUAUUUGACUUUCGCUAGUACGCUACCGACCUCGCUCGUUGAAGACGUUAAGGCGAAUUCAAUCAAAGACAGCAAAGUGAAACGCGCCCGUAGUGAUACGGAAGAAAAUCCACAUCUGCCGGCCAUCUAUUAUAAAAAUCCGUCGGCCAUCAAACGAGGGACCAGCCAGCCGUUCGACAACUGGGAAGACCUGAAUAAGGAGACGUUCAUCAAUCUGGCGCCGUCGUUGUACUCGAACGACGGCAAGAUCGACGACAAAUCCAUAGUGGAUUACGAGAAGGCUUAUCAGUACGGUACGAAUAAGGAGAAGCUGGACGAGGCCUUGGAGAACGCCGUUCUGAAAUCGGAACUGUACGGCAGUCCCGGAUCGGCGAAUCAGUACAGAUACUUCGAGGGGGGCAACGAUGAAAAACGCAAAAAACGAGCCGCUUUUAAGAGAAACACGCCACAAGAUAAUAGAGUUUCGUCUUCUCCUCUGUUACAAAUCACGGUAGAAAAGGCGGACGCGAGCCAAGAGCUUUCGGCUUUAAAGCACCCCUCCAUUUAUUUUGAAACGAAAUUAAUUUACGUUUUAAUUUCAGUGAAACGCGCCCGUAGUGAUACGGAAGAAAAUCCACAUCUGCCGGCCAUCUAUUAUAAAAAUCCGUCGGCCAUCAAACGAGGGACCAGCCAGCCGUUCGACAACUGGGAAGACCUGAAUAAGGAGACGUUCAUCAAUCUGGCGCCGUCGUUGUACUCGAACGACGGCAAGAUCGACGACAAAUCCAUAGUGGAUUACGAGAAGGCUUAUCAGUACGGUACGAAUAAGGAGAAGCUGGACGAGGCCUUGGAGAACGCCGUUCUGAAAUCGGAACUGUACGGCAGUCCCGGAUCGGCGAAUCAGUACAGAUACUUCGAGGGGGGCAACGAUGAAAAACGCAAAAAACGAGCCGCUUUUAAGAGAUUAAACAGCCGUUACAAGAGAGAUAUAGAACUAACGCCCGAAGAGUUCCUAACCCUACUGUCACUGUGGGAGAACGAAAGGCGUCACACCUCGGACGACUACCGACCGACCUGGUCGCGAUACGAACCGAACGUCGACCUAGACGACCGAAACGAGAACGAACUCGACGAGGACGACGAAAACUGGCUCGACACGCCCGUCGUUUACCCGCACGCCACAAACCGCGCCAGCCCCAACUACAUGUACGAGGAUAAGCGAGGCGAAUGGGGGCGGUUCCCCGAGAAUAAGAAGAAACGCUUUAUGGUGGCUCGUAAACGUAACGACCCGACGAGGGAGCUGAGAUACAUCAACGGACCACCGCAGAGAAGCGAUUUUUAUACACUCUCGCAACUGCUGGCGGCGCAGCGUGAACCGAACGCACCUUUAUACCGCAGGAUGGUGCUGUAAACCCCUAAACGCAUAUCUCGUUUUUAAUUGUUUAAUAAAGUAAUAGAUGUUAUUUAUGUAUUUCUCAAAUUCUAUCCGCAUGUAUUUUAUUAAUCGGAAAAAAAGGUAUUAUACAUCAGUCAGUAUAAUAUAAUUACACGUUUUUAAUGUUA